AUGGCGCGAGCGGGGUGGGACGCUGGUGGAGGUGGUUGGGAGUGGAGACGCCGUUUAUUUGCUUGGGAGGAGGAAGGCGUGAGGGAUUGUGUCAACUUGUUACAUAACAUUGUUUUGCAGGAUAAUAUUCAGGACCAGUGGAGGUGGUUACUUGAUCCUAUUCAUGGUUAUACGGUUAAGGGGACUUAUUGUUUCUUAACGAAUACGGAGGUUCCGGUGACUGAUGCUGUAGGUCUUGAUGUGUGGCAUAAAUGUGUUCCUUCCAAGGUGUCUGUGUUUGCUUGGCGUCUUCUUCAAGAUAGAGUUGCUACUCGCGCAAAUUUGGUGCGUCGUCGUGUGUUACAAGCUGUUGAUAAUUUGUGUGUUGGUGGAUGUGGCUACCCUGAGACGGCAGAUCAUCUUUUUAUUCAGUGUACUUCAUUUGGGCAGGUCUGGUAUCUUGUGUGUCAGUGGCUUGGUAUACCAUGCGUUUUUCAGGGCUCGGUUAAACGACACUUUCUUCAGUUUAGUCAGAUGGCAGGGAUGACGCGUCCUUCUCAUGAUUUUAUGAAGGUUAUUUGGUUGGCUUGUGUUUGGGCAAUCUGGAAGGAGAGAAAUAACUGUGUUUUCAAUUUGUUGGUUACCAAUCCUAUUAACAUUUUUGAAAGAGUGAAGUUGUUGUCUUUUCUUUGGCUUUCGUCCAACGUGGCUAGUUUCUCGUUUGGUUUUCAUGAUUGGUGGCGAUAUCCACGGUUUUGUAUGGGUAUUAUGUAA
Medicago truncatula (barrel medic) is the source of this 753-nucleotide messenger RNA. RefSeq lists its product as uncharacterized. The record is from RefSeq and is a predicted model, not a curated record. Lineage: Eukaryota; Viridiplantae; Streptophyta; Magnoliopsida; Fabales; Fabaceae. Bases 1 to 753 code for a protein of 250 amino acids. The transcript has a single exon.